AUGGACAGCUCUUACAUUCCACCACCGUUCCCUUUUCCAGAAGCCUGGCCGGCGAUCUACGCGGAUCAGCGGCAGCAGAGCGGCAGAUGGCUAACUUCGACCAUGUGCAGUCAGAUGCAAUGGCCGACAGCUGCUGCAGUAGAGUGUCCUACUCGUGUAGCGGAUCAAGAGAGCGCAGAUCGGACCUUGGAAGAAGGAGAAGAAGGUGAAGAAGGGGACGACGGUGACUACGAGUUUGGCUAUGUCCUGAGUGACGAGUGGCGAGAGCGUUUCCGAUCGUCCGCACGAUUGACGUCACGACUCAGUAGCACAAACAAGAAGCUGGAGAACAAGAAGAAGAACAAGAAGAAGCAGAAGCAGAUCAAGCAGCAGCAAGAGAAGCUCAACCAGCAGACACGUGCAGGGAAGGGCCGGACUCCCCCUGUCCGCUCGAGCCAAGCGAGUCACUUGCAAGACGAACUUGACGCGGCAAAGGCCCGCGAACUCGCUCGGACGUGGAAGCGACGGAGUGACGUGGAUGCACUUCCGGGAGCGCCGGGGCUGGAUCCUCGGAUCAAGGCGUUGGAGACAUCGCUGGACCUGGCGUUCGAUGACUUUUGCGACACUUGGCAGCCAGUUAUGAAGAACGACCCCGGGAGCGGCUCGGCGCAGGCCAUUCCGUCCCUCAAGCGCACGCUGAGCGGAGGCGCCGCUGGCAGCGUGGGCCACGGCCACCCCGGCGGGCUCACGAGCCACCUGAGCGUGGGCAUGAACAGCAUGAACUCGAUCCCGUCGGUGCUCCACGCGACGUGCAACACGAACCCGCCGCAGAUGCUGCGCGCGGUGACGUCCUCGGGGGUGUACAACCGCCCGGCGGGCAACGCGUCGCUUCGGGGCGGCAGCAGCGGUCCGUCGGGAGGCGGCAGUAGCGGCUCGUCGGCUGCCAACAGCAACGUGACGGCCAUGCGCAGCAUCUCGCAGUCGUCUACGAUGCAGGACUGGCGGAUGUACCUGACGAUUGAAGAGCGUCAGGCCGUGCGGUCGAAGAUCCGCGACGCGUACACGAGUCGCUGCUCGACGUACGAAGAUUUGCUGCAAGUGGCCUGUGCUAUUGAGGAGGAGCUGCUGCACAUCUCGGCACCGUCACGUUUGGACUACUUCAAGAGCGGCUUUGAGUUUGAAAACCGCGUGAAACUAAAGAAAGACCAGCUGCAGGGACAACUGGCGGCAUUAGACGCUAAGCGGCGGUCUGUGAGUGGCCAGCAGCAGCAAAACCACCAGGGAAGCUCCGGCAGUGGCACCAGUGGCAACAAAUCAGUAGGAUCGGCCAAGAAGCAGAGGAAUUAG
Hyaloperonospora brassicae is the source of this 1326-nucleotide messenger RNA. The record is from the annotation of a GenBank genome assembly. Lineage: Eukaryota; Oomycota; Peronosporomycetes; Peronosporales; Peronosporaceae.